AUGGCGCCAUCACCCUCCAUCCCCACCCUCAUAUGCGUCCUCCCCAUAGCAACCUACACCUUCCACGCCCUCUCCCUCUCCAAGCAAAACAUCGACCGCCUCCUCACCUACGAGCGCGAGGCCGAGCGCGCCGCCCAAUGGAGCCAAACCGCAGCCCAACGACUGCGCAAGUCGAGGAUGACGCAGGCCGCUGGCGUGUUUUCGCUCGCAUUCUCCAUAUUCACAUGCUUCAUCCUGCCCAUCCUCCCACCCACGGCAACAAUGUAUCGACUUUGCCUCGCCGCUGUCAACUCCAUCGUCCUAGCCGUGGCAGCGCUCUACAAGUCGUGGUUCUGGAACGAGCGGACGCAGGUGAAGAUUCCUCUGGUCGGCAAGUUCAAUGCGGCGGUUGCGGGUUCGGAAGAGGAAGUAAGGAUGCUAGGUUGGCUGUGCGGAGGAUGGGCGGCGGUGGGGUGUGCGCUGUGGUGGUUGGGGUAGGAUAAGGGCAGCGCCGGUUCGGAAGCAAAUACAUUGGACCAUGCAUCAUGCAGAGAGCAUCUAUAUGAAUGAGCAAAGAUCCAGAAGGGUAUCAUUCCAAUCAUCUUCUAACCCAAUCCCUCCAUUUCCCUCACAACCCUCACGCUCUC
Messenger RNA from Westerdykella ornata, 626 nucleotides. RefSeq lists its product as uncharacterized. The record is from RefSeq and is a predicted model, not a curated record. The transcript has 2 exons. NCBI's taxonomy places the organism in Eukaryota, Fungi, Ascomycota, Dothideomycetes, Pleosporales, Sporormiaceae. The coding region runs from base 1 to 477 and encodes 158 amino acids.